Molecule: messenger RNA, 6601 nt
Organism: Brassica rapa (field mustard)
Lineage: Eukaryota; Viridiplantae; Streptophyta; Magnoliopsida; Brassicales; Brassicaceae
Product: non-lysosomal glucosylceramidase
Biological process (GO): glucosylceramide catabolic process; carbohydrate metabolic process
Cellular component (GO): membrane
Molecular function (GO): beta-glucosidase activity; glucosylceramidase activity
Source: RefSeq, a predicted model, not a curated record
UUUGAAAAAAAAUUAGUUUGAUAGGACAUAAAGUAGUAUAGAUUAGUAUAAAGGGACAUAGUUACCAUUUUUUUGCUCUAAAAAAACAAUUUUCCCUAAAUAGAAAUAGUUUUGUAAAACAGUUGAAUAGCAAAAUCGUUGAUUUCUUUUCAUAAAAUCGCUAUUAGCAUUAUCAUAUAUUGGAUUCUAAUACUUACAAAUAAAUAUAAGUAACAAAAUCAAAUUCGAAUAAUAUCAGUUUUCUUGGAAUAAACUGAUUCUCAUAUCUUCCUCCCGAGUAAUUAAUUAAUUUGAAUGGAAUCAUUGAAUUAGCCUUUAUGACGCAUGUUAAAUUACUAAACCACUCCACAACCUACCCAAGUUCAUGCUUGCGGGAUAUUUUUCUUGUGAUAGAUCUUGGCAUCAAGACUCACUUAAAAGUGGAUACGGUUGGGUAUGGAUAGAGUCAAAUGGGUCAUCCUUUUAGGUGCUCGUAAUCAAUGUUGUUUUCUAUCGUCUUUACAUUUUGAACUUGAAGCGCUGAUAUAGACAAUGCAUUGUAUGCUUGAACAAUCAACAGUUCAACCAUUCAAGACUUUGGAUCAGACUGUCAAGAGGUGAUCACAAUGAUUAAAAAUUUAGGUAGAUGACAUAAUUUUUCCACUGAGCUUAAGGAAUUUUCUCUCCAAAGAGAACGCUUCCACUUAUAUACUAUUUCUUAUGUAACUCGGGCUGAAAACUCCACUAUUGACAUUUUAGCUAAGAGUACUAGAUAUUUUUAUAUGAAUUUUUAUUAGUUGUUUUAUUCCGAUUUAGUUUUCUGAGCUACCUAAAACUUCAAUAGUAGAAUAACAAUUUGAUGUAAAAAAAAACUAGUUUUUCAUAUGCUCACAUGUUUAAUUACUAAAUUGUUUAACAAUAUUAGGGUCCAGAAAAUUAUGCCUAGUAAAAAAAAUUGGAAGCCCAAAAACAAAAAGAUAAUAGUGAAUUAAGACACACACGGAGUGAACAAGGCGGUUAAGCAUAUAUAGUCAAACUAGCUGAUAAACCCAAAGUAACUAGGGUCCGAAUGUUACAAACCGCAUCGCAAUUAAUAAUAACAAAAAUCUCUAUAUAUACCUAUUUAUCUAUAUGUAUUUGUUACUAUUAUGACUGCACCGUAGUUAUUCAAAAUAGUAGUAAAGUGUUUUGAUUUGUAAUGGAAAAAUCCAUCGAAACAAAUGUCAAGUUAAGUAAAGUAACCGGAGGCGUUAAAUAUGAUUUCAAGCUAAAAGCACGAUGAAUGAUAAAAGAUAAGGACAAUUAUGGACACUAUAUUAUGGUCUUUACUUAAUAAUUGUUUACUCACACGAUAUCACAAAUCACUUCCUAAUUGGUCACCCAUCUUUUGACUACUCCAGCUCAAGCACGCUUAACUCUGGAGUUUUCUCUAGAUGUGUGCCCUAAAAGAAAAUUGCACUUGAUCUCGGAUAACUUUGGAUGCUAAUUCAGAUUUGAGAUCAGAUCGGAUAAUUGGUUAAUAACCCAAAAAACUUGAUCUGAUAUCUUAAUUCCAAUUCAUGUAUUUCUAGAUAUCACAUCAUGAGUAAAUUAAUAUCCCAAAAAACUUGAGAUUUUAAAUUAGGUUUUAAAUAGUUAUUUUGGAUGCUAAUUCAGAUUUGAGAUCAAGUUUUUUGGGUUAUUAAUUUUUUUUGGUUACCCAUUUGAGCUCAGUUAAUAACAUUUUGGAUUCAAAUAUGUUUUAUACAAUCCUAAAGUAUCCAUUCAGGUAUCACUCGGAUCGGGAUUCAGGUAUUUUUGGAUAAUUUCUAAAUUUUAAGUAGUUGACUUUGGCUGAUCUAGUUUGUUUGCUUAUGGUCAUGAUUUCAUGCUCAUUUUUACCUAUGGUGAGCACGGAUCGAAUAUCCAGAUUUUUGAAGGUAUUUGUUAUCCAAUCCGUUCCGCUCGAAUAACCAAUUAUCCGGUCUGAUUUGAAAUGUAGCUAUCGGGAUAUUCCCGUGGCCCGGAUAUCCAAAAAAAAUUAGAUUUUUAUCGUAUAUCCGAUUCGAUCCGUCCAAAUAAAAUAAAAAAUAGAUAAAUAAACCAAAAUAAUAUUUACUUUUAAAAUUCUAAUAAAUAAUAUAAUCAAUUUAAUAAAUAAAAUGUUGCAUAAUUUAUAUAAAGUGUAAUAUUUAUAUAAGAUACAUAAAAUUUUGUAAAUAUAUGUAUAUAUGCUUAUAACGGAUCGGAUUAGAUCGGAUAUUCAUUCCUACAAAUAUUAGUAUUUGUGAUUUGUUUUGUUUCUUACUGAUAUUGAAUAUUAAUAUUUGUUUUAUUUCGUAGAGUUAUAGAUAUCCAAAUUUUUUGGUUUUAAUCGAAACGGGAAUAAAUCGAAUAAAAUUUUACGGGUAUUUUGUUCAGUCCUAGUUCUUAGGGAUCUCCUUCGCUAAGAACAUGGAAAAGAUCGAGGAACCAGAUUUUGAGUAGUUUAGUCGGAUAAACAUAGUUGUAAGAAACUAGCCAAGGGACUGUACCAUGCUUCCAACAGAUGUGAAUGGAUAAUCCUGGUACCAGUACAUAACCAUGCGAAAGGUCACUUCUGUAGGGACAGAAUUCGUGCGAUGUCGAAGCAAACGUGCUUACUUAGUUACUUUACAUGUGUAAUUCAUACAUUAUCGGAUCGCGUGUGAAGUGAAGCACUUUGCUACCUGCGGAGACGCCUUGUAAAGUUGAAUAUUUGUCGGUCUCUCCGCUAAAAUGAUUAUCAUUAAAUGUGUUAUCUUAUCCACAUGUCGCCAUUUGAUUAGCAAUAGUAUAAUCAUCAUCCUAUCAAUUAAAAUGCUUAGAGCAUGUUUACUUGUCAAAAUUUGCAAAGACGCAUUUCGGAUAAAACAGAAAAAAGUCACAAGCCAAUAAGUCAGUGCUCCUUGUACUUUUUACCAGCUCUUUUUAACUACUACUUUAUUUUACCGAAAGGCCAGCACAAUUGUGAUGUUGAUUUCCACUUCAGUUAUAGCUUUCUUCCGUCACAUAGAUAUGUAUGGAAGAGGCACUUGCAAAUGUAAAUUUUCAAUGUUUUCGUUGUUCUCGUAGUUGACUAUAAAGAUAUUCUAUAGAUGUAGACCAUUACGGAGUGUAAAUUGAGAUUGAAAUUCCAUAGAGAGUUUGGUACAGAAUCCUUAUUUUUAAAAGAACAAUGGUAAAAUACAGAAUGUUGAUUCAGCGUGGAACUUGUCUACAAAUGCAGAAGAAUUUGACCAGUCGAUGGAGAAAAAUGUUAUUUAAGUUAAAUAAACGUUCAUAUGGCUUUUAAUUAAAGAGAAAUUUAAAAAGACGGGUCGACAACACACUUCUAUGGUUAUUAGUUUAGUUUUCUCUGUAAUUUAGUAAUCACCAAACCCAGGCUAUUGCGUGGCCCGCAUGUUGUCUUCUUCUUUUUUUUCUUCCUCUUUCUUUGCUUCUAUUUAUGUUUCUAUCUUUCCCCACCCAAACAAACAAAAACAAUAUACAGAUACUUGUCCUCUUCAUCAUUCCUCUCUCCCUCUUUUUCCUCUGAAGAACUGAACACAGAAACCUUUUGGUGUAUCUUAAUCUCUUAGUAAAUCAAAGAUGCAAAAUGGUCACACAGAAACUGAAGACAAGAACCAAAUGGCCAUAGAUGAUAAACUUCCUCCAAUUUCAUGGGAAAGGAAGUUAAAUAGUCAAGCCAAGACCCCAUCUGAGUUCAAACUGACUAAACGAGAUCAUCUUCAUCUGUUUCCAUUAGGCUACAGAUUGUGGCGACACACCAAAGAAGAAGCCGCAAAAGGAAGAGCAUCGAUCUUCGACAUCUUCAGAAAACACCAUAUAACAGGAGAUCAUGGUGUCCCUUUAGGGGGGAUUGGUGCAGGAAGCAUUGGAAGGAGUUACAAGGGUGAGUUUCAGCAGUUCAAGUUAUUCCCAAAGAUUUGUGAGGAAGCUCCAAUCCUCACAAACCAAUUCUCUGUAUUUGUUUCUCGCCCGGGCGGUGUGAAGCACUCAACUGUUCUAUGUCCAACAAGGCCAGAAGUGAUUAAAGACAAUGGAGGCUAUUUGUGCAGAGGUGAAGCUCCAAAUGUUGGAAUUGAUUCCUGGGAUUGGAACAUGACAGGGGAAAAAUCCACCUACCAUGCUCUUUAUCCUAGGUCCUGGACGGUCUACGAAGGUGAACCUGACCCUGAACUCAGAAUAGUUUCUCGUCAAGUCUCUCCCUUUAUACCUCAUAAUUACAAGGAAACCAGUCUUCCUGUAUCAGUUUUCGACUUCACGGUGACUAAUACUGGAGCAGAACAAGCAAUUGUUACACUGCUCUUUACUUGGGAGAAUUCUGUGGGAGGAACUUCUGGGUUAACUGGACAGCACUUAAACUCAACAAUAAUGGCAAAAGAUGGAGUUCAUGCAGUAGCUUUACACCACAAGACAGCAAAUGGACACCCACCAGUGACCUACGCAAUUGCGGCAAAAGAAACAGAGGAUGUUCGUGUCUCAUCGUGUCCAAGUUUCUUAGUUUCUGGUACUAGCCCUAACAAAAUCACAGCAGGAGAUAUGUGGGAUGAGAUUAAAAAGAACGCAUCGUUCGACAAGUUAACCAGCAACGCAUGCUCUCCAUCGAAACCUGGGACUUCUAUUGGAGCAGCCAUAGCAGCAAAGGUGAAAGUUCCACCAGGAUGUGACCGUACAGUCACAUUUUCACUCUCUUGGGAUUGUCCAGAGGCUAGAUUCGACGAGAAAACUUACCACAGACGAUACACAAGAUUCUAUGGCGGUUUAGGAAAUGCAGCGGUGGCAAUGGCUCAUGACGCUCUUCUCAACUUCUCGGAGUGGGAGGCUCAGAUUGAAGAGUGGCAAGCUCCUAUUCUUGCUGACACAUCACUUCCUGAGUGGUAUCGAACAACUCUCUUCAACGAACUAUAUUAUUUCAACUCAGGAGGAACCAUCUGGACAGAUGGGUUGCCUCCGAAGCAAAGCCUCGAUAGUAUAGGAAGAAGAAAGAUCUCUCUAAGCAUAUCAACCAUAGACAAUCCUGAUUCAGACCAGAACAACAUAGCCUUGGACAUCCUAGGAAGAAUCGAUGCGGUCUGCUCACAGAUUCACGCUCCUCUAUCCUCAAAUGCUGCCCUCGGAACCACUAUGGUUCAGCAUACCGAAGAGAACAUAGGACAGUUCCUUUACCUAGAAGGGAUUCAGUAUCUAAUGUACAACACCUACGACGUUCACUUCUACUCCUCUUUCGCAUUGCUCAUGCUUUUCCCCAAACUCGAGCUGAGCAUCCAGAGAGAUUUUGCGGCAGCCGUUCUGAUGCAUGAUUCCAGCAAGAAACAGGUCAUGAGCUCCGGCGAAUUCGUUACAAGGAAAGUUCUUGGAGCGGUGCCUCACGAUAUUGGCCUGAACGAUCCGUGGUUUGAAGUAAAUGCUUAUAACUUGUUCAACACGGAUAGGUGGAAAGACUUGAAUUCCAAGUUUGUUCUCCAAGUUUACAGAGACGUGGUGGCAACCGGUGACAUAAACUUUGCGAAAUCUGUUUGGCCAUCGGUUUACACCGCCAUCGCUUACUUGGACCAGUUUGAUAAAGACGGAGACGGGAUGAUAGAGAAUGAAGGGUUUCCGGAUCAGACGUAUGAUGCUUGGUCUUGCACUGGUGUUAGUGCUUACUGUGGUGGUCUCUGGGUGGCGGCUCUUCAGGCCGGCUCCGCUUUGGCCCUUUUAGUUGGGGACAAUGGGGCUGCUGUUUACUUCAACGCCAAGUAUGACAAGGCUAGAAGCGUUUACGAGAAGCUCUGGAAUGGUUCUUAUUUCAAUUACGAUAACAGCCGAAGUGGCUCGAGCUCAUCAAUCUUGGCUGAUCAAUUGGCUGGACAAUGGUACGCGAGGGCUUGCGGACUGAAGCCCAUAGCGAAAGAAGAGUGGAUCAAGAAAGCGUUGGAGACGGUCUACGACUUCAACGUGAUGAAAGUGAGAGAAGGGACGCGUGGGGCUGUCAACGGGAUGUUACCGGAUGGACGAGUAGACACAAGCACGAUGGUGUCGAGGGAGGUUUGGGCCGGGACUACAUACUCGGUCGCGGCUUGUAUGAUUCAAGAAGGGCUUGCGGACAAAGGGUUUAGGACAGCAAGUGGAAUCUAUGAGGCAGCUUGGUCUGACCGGGGUCUCGGCGUCUCAUUUCAGACACCAGAAGCUUGGACCACAAACGAUGAGUAUAGAUCACUUUGUUACAUGAGGCCAUUAGCAAUAUGGGGGAUGCAGUGGGCACACACAAUGCCUCAACCUAAUAGAGAACAAGAACAAUCAUUAAGGCCACAAGAAGAAGAGGAAACGUCUGUGCUGUUUCAGCAACACGCCGGGUUCAUCAAAGUGGCUCACUAUCUGAAAACCACCAAGGGAAAAGACCACAGAAGCCGCCUCCAGUCUGCUUACGAAACCUUCCUCAGGGUUGUCCGCCUUUAGACCACUACCUAAUAACGAGCCACCUUUUUUUGUCUCUUUUCCGUGUCGUGCUUUGAAUGUUUUAUGUUACUUUCAGUUACAGACAUAAUCAAGUGUCUUGGAAGUGUAAUGGCAAAUGUGUAAGAUCUAAAUUGCAAUUGUUUAACUGCCUGAGAAGCAGCAUAAUGAAAAUGUUUUUUUA